AUGGAAGAAGAUAAACAAUAUAAAGUACUAUUAAUUGGUGAUAGUGAUGUUGGUAAAACAUCAAUUGUAAAAAGAUUUUCAGAUGAUACAUUUGACGAAGAUUUAUUAUGUACAAUUGGUGUAGAAUUUAAAAUGAAAGAAGUUAAAGUCGAUGGUAAAAAAGUAGAUUUAUGUAUCUGGGAUACUGCAGGACAAGAGAAAUUUAGAGCACUUAUUUCAUCAUAUUAUAGAGGUGCACAUGGUAUUAUAUUAACAUAUGACGUUACAAAAAGAGAAUCAUUUGAUAAUUUAAAUUAUUGGUUGAAUGAAGUUGAAAAUUUUGCAAAUCGUAGUAAUUUAGUUAAACUUUUAGUGGGUAAUAAAAUAGAUAAAGAGAAUAGAGAAGUCACCAGAGAAGAGGGUGCAGAAUUUGCAAAGAAAAAAGCAAUGCUUUUCAUUGAAUGUAGUGCAAAAUCAAAGAUUGGUAUUCAACAAGCAUUUGAAGAAUUGGCUCAAAAAAUUAUAGAAAUCCCUCAAAAUACAUCUUCAUCACAACCAAAACAAAGAAAUACUGGUAGUGUUAAAGUUGAAGAUGAACCUGAUCAUAAUCAAGGUGUUUGUAGUUGUUAA
This is a messenger RNA of Dictyostelium discoideum AX4, 609 nucleotides long. It is a transcript of the gene rab18, whose product is annotated as Rab GTPase. Bases 1 to 609 code for a protein of 202 amino acids. NCBI's taxonomy places the organism in Eukaryota, Evosea, Eumycetozoa, Dictyosteliales, Dictyosteliaceae. The record is from RefSeq and is a predicted model, not a curated record. The transcript is spliced from 2 exons. Gene Ontology annotation, molecular function: G protein activity; GTP binding; GTPase activity.